Priapulus caudatus is the source of this 6196-nucleotide messenger RNA. RefSeq names its product spectrin beta chain, non-erythrocytic 5-like. Gene Ontology annotation, biological process: actin cytoskeleton organization. Bases 395 to 6196 code for a protein of 1933 amino acids. Gene Ontology annotation, molecular function: actin filament binding. Gene Ontology annotation, cellular component: cortical actin cytoskeleton; cell projection; cell junction. Lineage: Eukaryota; Metazoa; Priapulida; Priapulimorpha; Priapulimorphida; Priapulidae. The record is from RefSeq and is a predicted model, not a curated record. The transcript has 44 exons.
UGAUAUGCAUGUGCUGCGACAGAGGGCCAACCAGAACUACCAGUUACGUCGCGGACCUUACGUCCUUAGUACAUCAACGUCAGUGCGGGCUUUGCCGCUGACGCUGACUCUUGCAGAGCUUGGUGUGACAGAGAAGCAGGUAAGAAAUCUGGAGGUGAGCAGUACUACAGCAGUCGGUGACCUUCCUGAGCAUCUUACUCUAGAACAGGCGACUUAGGGUCUGACGGACCGUCGAAAAGACGAUUGGGCAAACAGUUCGGCUGCCUGGGCAGGUUCCGGCCAUCAUGGGCCGUUGAGGGAAGCGCAGCUACACAAACAACACCCACAUAUGGUCGGGUGGUUCUUAGCAAAGACAUGAAGCUGUCUGAGCUCCCAAAGAAAUCAGCCCUCGAAAAUGCUCGGAAUAGAGAAAGAAAAGUUUGAACAAGUGGCGGUACAAAUUGUUGAGGGAAUAGAAAAGAAAUCAGCCAAGGAAGCCCUGCUGCUGUGGUGCCAGAGCAAAACUGAGAGCCAUGCCAACUGUGACGUGAAGGAUUUCACCAGAAGCUGGCGAGAUGGGAUGGCGUUUAAUGCGCUCAUACAUGCGCACAGGCCAGACCUAGUGGACUAUGACAGUCUUGACCCAGAGGAGCCUGAGAAAAACUUGAACAAAGCAUUUGAUCUGGCAGAAAGGGAACUUGGAGUUCACAGGCUGCUCGAUGCUGAAGAUGUUGAUGUUUUGAGACCAGAUGAGAAAUCGAUAAUGACAUAUGUGGCAGCCUGUUACCAGACGUUUGCUAAGAUGAAAGAGGAAGCUACAAGUAGUAAACGUAUUGGCAAGGUUGUGAACUUGCUGAUAGAGAGUGAUAACAAGAAGGAAGAGUAUGAGACAGGUGCACGCGAACUGCUGCAGUGGAUGGAGGAAAAGACAGAGAAACUUAAUGAGAGGAACCUGCCUAAUAAUUUGGAGGAAACUCAACAGGAGCUGAGCCGAUUUCAUGAAUACAGAACCGUAGAGAAACGCCCAAAGUCCAAACAAAUGGGUGAUCUAGAGGCACAACUAUUCGCUAUACAAACCCAGCUGACGUCUGAAGGAAAGAAAUCAUAUCUAACACCAGAGGGCAUGCUAGUCAGUGACAUAGAGAAAGCCUGGCAGAAGCUAGAAAAAGCUGAACAUGAAAGAGAACUGGCAUUGCAUGACAACUUGGCAAGGGGGGAGACACUGGAGCAGCUGGCUGAGAAGUUUGACAGAAAGGCUGUGCUACGCGAAAAUUGGCUCAGUGACAUCAACAAGGUCAUAGAGCAGGAGAAGAUGGGGAGUACAAUGAAGGAUGUUGAACAAGCAAUGAAGCGCCAUGAGACGCUCACUGCUGAAGUGCAGGCGCGGAAGGACAGGUUUUCUAUGCUCAGUCGAAUGGCAGAUAUGCUUGUGAAGUCGGACUACCACGGUGCUGAGCUCAUCAAAAAAAGAGAAGAUGACAUUGCAGAGGGCUGGGCAGACCUGGUAACUUGCCUGCAGGAGAAGAAGAAUGCACUUGACAACGUCCAGUGUGUGAUGCACGUACUGAGAAGCUGUGCAACUUUACAAGAGGAGAUGUGCUAUAUCGAGCCAAGGGUAUCAUCAGAAGAUUACGGCAAUGAGCUCACCAUAGCUGAUGAUCUAGUUGACAUGCAUCGGCUUGUGGAGACUGCGCUAACCGCACUUGGAGAGCGGGUGAAAGGCAUAAAUGAAUCUGUCAAUGUCCAGUGUGCCAAAGACAGUCCCGUACUUCAGAAGACUGUCGGAGAACUGAAUAAUGACUACAGAGCGUUGCUGAUGAAGUGUGAGAAGAGACGCAGUGGGCUGGAGGAGUCCCAGAAACAACAGCAGGUGCUGGUGGAUGCCCUAGAGGAGGAGGCUUGGCUACAGGAAACGCAGAGCCUUCUCAAGCCACAGGGGAAAAUCAGUCAUGACUUGUACCUCGUUCUGCGGCAGCAGCAGGCACACGAGGUAUUGGAGGCUGAGAUUAAAGCACAUGCAGCCAUUGCUAACCAGGUGUGUGAGAGAUCUGUAGAGUUACUGGAGGCUGGUCACCCACAGGCAUCCACCGUUAAUGCACACAUCAACACGCUGCAGCAAGAGUGGCAGACACUGCUGCAACUGGCAGCGGCACGACAAACCAAGCUCAAUGAUGCUGCGGAGGCAGCGCAGUAUUAUGCUGAUGCAGAAGAAGCAGAGCAAUGGAUGAGGGAGAGGAUGCCCAUUGCUGCAAGUGACGACUUUGGCAAGGAUGAGAAGGGGGCUCAGGCAUUGUUGCAAAGGCAUAAGCAGAUAGAGAGUGAGAUCAAAGCCUAUGAGAGUGACAUUCACAGACUGAACAACGUCGCAAUUCUGAUGACGCAGGAUGCUAAAAAGCACAGUAUUGACCCUGCUGAUGUAGUGAGACAAAUCACAACAGAGGAGAGUAAAGACGUUGCAUAUCAUUUGGUUCCUUACGAAGUAGAGGAGGAGGAGGAGGUGACUGAGGAGGUCAUGCAGGAGAAGGAAGAAGUGAAACUUAUACCACUAGUAGAGGUUAUGUAUACGUACAACCAGCACAACCUGGACGUUCAAAAGGAAGACGUAUUGAUACUGAACAAAAAAGCAAACAAAGACUGGUGGAAUGUCACGCAGCCCGAUGGGAAGCAGGGAUUUAUUCCAGUGACGUACGUGAUGGAAAUUGAGCCUCGCAGCGUGUCAACGGUCACCAUGGAACCUAUCACCAUCACGAAAAUGGUGAAAGUCAAGAAGAUCGAGUAUCACAAAGACCCGAUGCCCAAAUCACAGAGCGUGAGAAGAACUCUGUCACUGCGAUCUAUCAGCACUCUUCACUAUGAUAAGGAAAAUGUGGAGAAAAUGCAAAAGCAGAUUACCGACACAUACCAAAAGCUGUGUAAAUCGUCACAGGACCGGCACAAACGUCUGGCGGAGGCAGUUGUACUGUACGCAUUCUAUAGGGAAUGUGAAGAUUUUGAUGCUUGGAUGAACACAACGGAGAGAGCGAUUGAGACAGAUGAAUCUCAUCAGAUCCUCGAAGUUCAGAGGAGAAAAUAUGAGAAGUUGAUGACAGAUAUGGUGGCCAAUGGUGGCCGUCUGGCUGAAAUUGAAAAAUUGUACACAGAAAUUCUCCAAAGCAGUCAGGCACCCACAGCACAGCUUGAUGAGAUGAGACAAGUCAGAGAGCAUUGGAACCAUCUGGAUGAGCUACGAAUUGCUAAAGAACAGGCACUAGAAGGCAUCUCCAGCCUGGAUCUAUUCGACUGCAAAUGUGUAGAGCUAGAGGAGAGAAUCAAAGAGAAGUCAGCUGCACUUCAUAUGCCACCAGUGGCAGUGUCUUCCAUGCAGGCAGUGCGCUCUCUGAAUGUACGACAAGAUAAUGUCGAAAGAGAGCUGAAGCCCCUAAGGGAGGAAAUACAGCAUAUUGAUAUGCUUGCCGAAACUGUUAGGAGGUCUUCUUCCUCUGAAACUGCGCACGUUGAUAGCAGACAGGCUGACCUUCAGAAAAUGUGGGCCGACUUACAGGAAAAAUGUGCUGACCAGAAGAGAGAGCUCCACGUGGUUUAUGGGCAGAAAAUAUUGUUAGCCGAUGCAAAAGAGCUUCUGUUGUGGUCUAGUGACAUCAAGGCUUCGUUGAGUGAAGAGGAGCCUGCAAGAGAUGUGGCAUCUGCUCAGGUACAGUUGACUGCUCAUGAGAACCUUCAUAGUGAGAUAAAGACUCAAGAAGAUGAGUUUGCUAAGAUAAAGACCACUGGUGCCAAACUGAUUGACAAGUCACCAGGCCUGCACGAACUUCAAGACAUUUUGGCUGAUGUGGACAAAACUCAUACUGAAUUGAAUGAUGCAUGGCUUGCUAAACAACAUAAACUGCAGCAGAACUAUGAUCUACAGGUGUUUCACAAAGAAGCAGACUACCUGGAGACAUUGAUCACAAGCCAUGAUCGAGUGCUGAACCCAAAUGAACUUGGUGGUUCAGUUGAUGAUGUCCAGAAGCUAAUCAGGAGGCAUGAAGACAUGAAUAAUAAGGUGCAAGUCCAGCAAGCCCGAAUUGACAAGUUCUCACUAUCAGCAGAUGGACUUAUUGCAGCUAAUCACCCAGCUUCUGACUACAUUGAACUCAGGUACCUCAAAGUUCAAAAAGGAUGGGAUGAUUUCAGAGCAGCGAGUUCAACUCGGAAACAGACUUUGGGCGAAUCAUUAGCUUACAAAAAAUUCCAGGAAAAUGCAAAUGAGGUUGCAAGCUGGAUCUAUGAGAAGCAGCAAGCAAUGGAUGAACUCGCGGCAGGUGAUGUUCCAGUGCUGUGGUCUGAUGCCAGCAAACAAUUGAAAAAGCACCUGGUGUUGAAAUCAGAACUUGCUGUUCACCAGCAGUGGGUGGAAGAGCUAGAGAAGGAUGGAGAGAAGAUGAUUGCUGAGAAUCAUUUUGCCUCAGAGGACAUUAAGGAUAUACUGCAAUACCUUGAAGAACAGUGUGACACGCUGGACAAGUCAGCUGCUGCUAAGGAGGCAAAUUUGCAGCACGUAGUCGAUGAGCAUACCGUCGUUCAGAUUAUCCGUGAUACAAAUGACAAUCUGGAAGAACUGGAAAAGGUGGUGGCUAUUGAAGACAUGCCAAAGGACUUGCACUCCGCUCGCACUGCUCUCGCUCAGCAGCAGGCAGUGGAACAGCAGAUUAAAGAGGUAAUAGAGACAGUGGAAGAACUACAGCAGAGAGUAGAACCAACGGUGGCAUUAAGCAGAAGCAGUGAAGUUCAUUCCACACCACCAUUGAAAGCUGUGACAGACACAUAUGAGAAAUUGCAGGAGCCUGUUGUCAAUCGCAGAAAGAUGUUGGAAAGCACACUAUGUUGCCAUCAGUUUGUGUUUGAUGUCAAAAAUGAACUCCAAUGGAUAAGUGAUCGUGAGCCACGGGCAACCUCUCCUGACUAUGGCAAGAAUUUAACUGACGCUCAGAGUCUGACACAUAAGCACCAGAAAUUUAAAAAGGAAUUGGAAGGCCAUCAGCUAGUUGUGGAAAUGAAGCUUAAAGAAGGUGAAAGGAUAUUAGCCGACAACAGUGGUCUUGAUAAGACUCACCAGAAGGAGAUACGGGACAAAUGUUAUGAGUUAAGGCAGGCUUGGGAAAAGUUGGAGGAUGCAUCCAUGCAGCGAACUCAAAACUUAGAAGUCACCCUUUGUGGGCAUCAGUAUAACUCUGAUGCAGGCGAUGUGGAGCUGUGGAUGAAUGAGAAGCGACAGCUGUGUGACAAUGAAAAUGUUGGUAGCGAUGAAGAUGCCAACUUGAAGCUGCUGAAACGACAUAAGGCACUGACAUUGGAAAUUGCAAGUUAUGACAAACAGCUAGCCGACCUGCAAAACCUGUGUAGCAAGUUGGCUGAUUUUGGCCAUCCAGACAGCAAGAGCAUUAAGAAACGACAGGAGCACAUAGAAGCGCAGUCAAGCACUUUGAAUGAUGCUGCCCAUGAGCGCGAACAGAAGCUAGCAGUUAGAAGAGAUGUUCUUGAGUUUCUACGUGAAUCUGAUGAUUUGGAGGAGUGGGCAACACAGCAUAUGCAGCUGGUGCAAAGUGAGGACUUAGGACAGGACUUUGAGCACUUUGAGAAGCUGCAGGCCAAGCAUGGGAAGUUGAUAAAUGACCUAGAAGUGCAUGCAUCAAUCUUUGAGCAAUGCCAGCAAGACGGCAAUGCCCUCUUGCUGAGAAACACCAUUCAUACAGCAGAGAUAGCAGAGAAGCAGGAAAGUCUCAGAGAGGCAUGGGAGACUUUUCGUAAAGCAGUGAAUGAGCAGAAUGACAAACUGGAAAAUGCUGCAGAGCUACAUAAAUUCAAUCGUGAUAUCAGUGAUGCUUUGCUGCGAAUACAGGAGAAAAAUGCAGCUAUGCCUGAUGACCUUGGACGUGACAUUCAUUCUGUUCAGCGUCUGAUGAAAGCACAUGAGUUAUUUCAAAAUGAUCUCAUUGCUAUUGAACACCAACUAAGGGAUCUAGUGAAUGACUGUGAACAUCUGUGUGUGGGGCACCCAGAGGCAGCAGAUGAGCUGCAUGGUCUCCAGGCAAUGGUGAUCCAGCGUUGGAAUGAACUUGAGGACGAGGCAGCAUACAGAAUCACGCGAUCUGGAGAUGUGGGCCGACCAGGUCCUAGCAGAGAUGGCAACGAAGCCAUCAGUAAACAACCUGCAGGCAGCACAAGGAUUGCAAAGUGA